Molecule: messenger RNA, 2559 nt
Organism: Doryrhamphus excisus (bluestripe pipefish)
Lineage: Eukaryota; Metazoa; Chordata; Actinopteri; Syngnathiformes; Syngnathidae
Gene: pou4f4
Product: POU class 4 homeobox 4
Biological process (GO): regulation of transcription by RNA polymerase II
Molecular function (GO): RNA polymerase II cis-regulatory region sequence-specific DNA binding; DNA-binding transcription factor activity, RNA polymerase II-specific
Source: RefSeq, a predicted model, not a curated record
GCGAGGACAGCAGACAGGAUUCCAGCGCCUAAAGGACCCCCAAAUCGGAGUUCUUUUUUUCGGUUUCGUCUAGGAAACUUGUUUAUUUUAUAUACAAAUAUAGAAUAUAUAAUAAUUUUAACAACUAAAGUGUUACUUUAGUUUUUUUUUCCUACAAAGAAAACUCAACCAAGACGGAGACGAACGAGGACGACGGACGCAGACCCUCCCUCACCUCCGCAAUCAUGAUGUCGAUGAACAGCAAGCAGCCCUUCAGCAUGCAUCCCAUCCUGCAUGAGCCCAAAUACACCCCCCUGCACUCCAGCUCGGAGGCUAUCCGUAGGGCCUGUCUGCCCACACCAUCGCUCCAAGGGAACAUCUUCGCCGGCUUCGACGAGACUCUGCUCCAGAGAGCCGAGGCCUUAGCCGCCGUGGACAUCGUGGCCCAGAAGAGCCACCCCUUCAAGCCGGACGCCACAUACCACACCAUGACCACCAUGACCAGCAUGACGUGCACGCCCACCUCCUCCUCCGCUCACCUGCACCAUCCGUCGGUUCUCACCUCGCACCACCACCCUGCCCACCACCAGCCGUCCCAGGGCUUGGAGGGCGAUCUGCUGGAGCACCUCACCCCGGGGAUCUCCCUCGGAGGCAUGCCCGGCUCGGACGUGUGCUCCACGGCGUCUCACACCGCAGCCCACGCGGCCCACAUGAGCGCCAUCAACCACAUGCAGCACCACCAUCACCACCACGCUCAGUCCAUGAACAUGCACCCGCACGGCCUCGCCUCUCACGGCGCACUCGGGGGCGGAGGAGGCGGCGGCGGAGCCGGUGGGGACGCGGAGCCGGACCCCCGGGAGCUGGAGUCGUUCGCGGAGCGCUUCAAGCAGAGGCGCAUCAAGCUCGGCGUCACGCAGGCGGACGUGGGCGCGGCGCUAGCCAACCUAAAGAUCCCCGGCGUGGGCUGCCUGAGCCAGAGCACCAUCUGCAGAUUCGAGUCCCUGACGCUGUCGCAUAACAACAUGGUGGCGCUCAAGCCCAUCCUGGAGGCCUGGCUUGAGGAGGCCGAGCGAGCCCAGAGAGAGAAGAUGGCCAAGCCGGAGAUCUUCAACGGCGGGGACAAGAAGAGGAAACGCACCUCUAUCGCCGCCCCGGAGAAGCGCUCCUUGGAAGCCUACUUCGCCGUGCAGCCUCGGCCUUCUUCGGAGAAGAUCGCCGCUAUCGCCGAGAAGCUGGACCUUAAAAAGAACGUGGUCCGGGUCUGGUUCUGCAACCAGAGGCAGAAACAGAAACGCAUGAAGUUCUCAGCUACGCACUAAAACAUUUUUUAUUACAAAGAGACAAAUCAUGAACUGGCUGCUAACUUUUAAAAAGGUGCAUGUUUGUGCCUCUGGAGGUGCUGCACUUCUUAUCUUAACAAGCCAUUUAAUUACCUGUUUCCUUAUUUAUUUGACUAUUUCACCUUCCAAGCUAUAGGAGAUUAAAUGUCUUGUUAAGAUGACUCGGUGUUUUGCACAAAAAAAGGAGCCUGGCAGCCUUUUUAAAAACAUUUGAUGGGCAAAAAGUGGACACGGAGGACACUUUUGGACUUCAAAGUUGGAUUCAUUCAACAAGAAAAAGAGUUGGAAGCAAACCGUGAAGGCACCAUUGCUCGGACUUCUUCAUUCCUAAGGCAAUUAUUGUACAAAUAAAUGAGAAUAAUAACAAUGGGUAUGGAGGAAUAUCAUUCUCCUUUUAGUUAGGAAAUAUCUUUUUUAUAUUUAUCAUUGUACAUACGUGUGAAUAGGUUGCACCGAUACUGUGUCAUUUGUUUUUUUUUUGUUUAUUUAUUUUUUUUGCUUGUCGUUUUUCAUUUUUAGAGUACGGGAGGGAUGGGGAUGAACCGUUGAAAAAUAAAAAAAAAUAACAAUAAACCACAUGCAUGGUUUGAAAAGAAACGAGGGUGGGUGAGUUUAGGAAAUUCCUAGUGCAAGUAAAUGCAUCGCAAUAAGAAGAAGCUGAAACACACAAAGGCACUAAUUCUUAUUACACACACACAUUCACACAGCAGUGUUGUAGCUGUGUGUCUACCUCAUUACGACACGAGUGUUUCAUGGUGAUUUAAAGACACACACCUUCACUAAAGUACCAAGAACCGAUUUUGGGCUUUUUGUUGUUGUUUUUUUAUUUUAUUUUAUUUAUUUUUUGGUUGCACUGGUUUUUGAUGGUGAAUUUAAUAUAGAAGACUCACUGACGUGUAAAGCUGUUGUAUGUUCACCACAAAAUGAUGCUUUGACAAUCAAUUAUUUAUUUGAUUUAUUUAUGAUUGCUAUAAAUCAAACCAAUUUGUUUGCAUAUAAUUAUUUAUUUUCACAUUCAUGGACUGCACUUUGUAGAUAAACUGAAGGGGAGUAAUAUUUGGCUUUAUUUAUUUACACACACACACACAUACACACACACAAUAUUAUUUUCCCCCUCAUGCUUGUAUUUAUUUAUUUUUUUUACAUUUUUUGUUGUCAUCUAUUUCAUUUGUGAAAGUGUGUUUUCAAUGUGUCUGUGUACAUGACAGAAGCUGAAAUAAACCGUGCACGUUUUACUUCA